GAAUUGUGCUAAAUUCUACGCCGUGACCUUCGCUGCGCCACAUUCAUUGCCAGUGUCAGCAGCGCAUAAAAGAAGGAACAAAAACCAACAACAACAAAGACAAGUGAAAGCAAGAAAAUCAAUGGAAGACUUAACCCCAUUGACCAACCUUCAACAGUUUUAGUUGAACGUUAUUUAUAUGUUUUCUUAACUGCCAGCGCAAUCAACACGCGCCAACUGCCCGCAUAUCCAUUUACUACAGUAUCUAGAUAACUUAUCUAGAAUUUUUAUUUCUUGCCGAGCCCGCCAAGCGCAAGCCGAAGAUGUCCGAGCGACAGCCGCUGCUGCUGCAGCAAAGCGACAAUUCCGAUUAUGAGGGCAGUCGCAGCGGAAACGGCUUAAUCCGACCGCCGGUACGCAGCUCACCGCCGGACAGUACGCUGGUCAAUGUGCACAGCGAGGACAGCAUCGCAGUGCACGCUGCAGCCGCCGGAGAUGAUGAUGACGAGCAGAGCAGCCAGACGGGCGAGGAGCAGCAGGGCAAGUCGCUCUACAAUCCCACACAUCAUCGCGCACUCGAGCAUCCCACAUCGAACUUUGAUACGUUGGUGCAUCUGCUGAAAGGCAACAUUGGUACGGGUAUAUUGGCCAUGCCGGAGGCAUUCAAGAACGCCGGCCUCUAUGUGGGUCUCUUUGGCACCCUGAUCAUGGGCGCCAUUUGCACGCAUUGCAUGCACAUGCUGGUCAAUUGCUCGCAUGAGCUGUGCCGACGGCUGCAGCAGCCGUCUUUGGACUUUUCGGAGGUGGCUUUCUGUAGUUUCGACACGGGUCCAUUGGGACUGAGACGCUACUCGCACUUGGCGCGACGUGUUGUGACCACGUUUCUGUUCAUCACACAGAUUGGCUUCUGCUGUGUCUACUUUCUGUUCGUGGCGCUCAACAUUAAGGAUGUGAUGGAUCACUAUUUUAAGCUGGAUGUACGCAUCUACUUGCUGUUGAUGCUCUUGCCCAUGGUGCUGUUGAAUUUGGUGCGCAACCUUAAGUACCUGACCCCAGUCUCUCUGAUUGCGGCCGUGUUGACGGUGGCCGGCUUAGCCAUUAGCUUUUCGUAUAUGCUGCACGAUUUGCCCGACACGCACACGGUUAAGCCGUACGCCACCUGGGCCACAUUGCCGCUAUACUUUGGCACGGCGAUCUAUGCCUUCGAGGGCAUUGGCGUGGUGCUCCCGUUGGAGAAUAAUAUGCGCACACCCGAAGACUUUGGCGGCACAACUGGAGUUCUCAACACGGGCAUGGUCAUUGUGGCCUGUCUGUACACCUCCGUUGGGUUCUUUGGCUACUUGAAGUACGGCGAGAGUGUCAAGGGCAGCAUUACGCUCAAUUUGCCUCAGGGUGAUGUUCUAUCGCAAUUGGUACGCAUAUCCAUGGCCGUGGCUAUAUUUCUGUCGUAUACUCUACAAUUUUAUGUGCCUGUCAAUAUGGUGGAGCCUUUUGUGCGCAGCAACUUUGAUACGACGCGCGCUAAGGAUUUGGCAGCAACGGUGCUACGCACAGUGUUGGUCACAUUUACCUUUAUUUUGGCCGCCGUCAUACCCAAUCUGGGCUCGAUUAUCUCGCUCGUCGGCGCCGUCAGCAGCUCAGCGUUGGCGCUCAUUGCGCCGCCCAUUAUUGAGAUGAUAACCUACUACAAUGUGGGCUAUGGCCGCUAUAACUGGAUGCUGUGGAAGGAUUUUCUCAUAUUGAUAUUUGGUCUGUGCGGCUUUGUGUUUGGCACCUGGGCCAGCGUGGCUCAAAUUUUAAAUCCGAGCAUAGACUAGAUAGAUGCCCUCUCCAAUAAUUUUGAUGAUCGUGUGCGAAUUUACGACAAAGGCUUUACUGUAGUUUCCUUUUUUUUUUAGACAACAACUCUACGAUAAGUUUUUCGUUUAUAUAUAGGUUUUUAGUUUGC
Messenger RNA from Drosophila navojoa, 1927 nucleotides. RefSeq names its product proton-coupled amino acid transporter-like protein acs. Lineage: Eukaryota; Metazoa; Arthropoda; Insecta; Diptera; Drosophilidae. Gene Ontology annotation, cellular component: vacuolar membrane. Gene Ontology annotation, biological process: amino acid transmembrane transport. The record is from RefSeq and is a predicted model, not a curated record. Gene Ontology annotation, molecular function: L-amino acid transmembrane transporter activity.